Messenger RNA from Drosophila willistoni, 1938 nucleotides. RefSeq lists its product as uncharacterized. Gene Ontology annotation, biological process: protein processing. Gene Ontology annotation, molecular function: metalloendopeptidase activity. The record is from RefSeq and is a predicted model, not a curated record. The coding region runs from base 17 to 1927 and encodes 636 amino acids. The transcript has a single exon. Gene Ontology annotation, cellular component: plasma membrane. NCBI's taxonomy places the organism in Eukaryota, Metazoa, Arthropoda, Insecta, Diptera, Drosophilidae.
GGCACACACGAAAACGAUGCUCAGUGAACAAAUUCUAAUUUAUUUAUUUAUAUUAAUACAAUUAAUUGUGGCACAAACCGAUACGGAAAGCGAUGCAUUUACUUUACUUUAUAAGAAAAAUCUGCAAGAUGUUAUAAAAAUUCGUAAUGUUUCUAUUGAACCGUGUGAUAAUUUUUAUAGACAUGCCUGUGGGAACUUUGAGACCAAAAUUGCCAAUAAUAAUAACAAUAAUAAUGACGAUGAUGAUGAAGAUGAUGGCGAUACUGUACCACCGUUUCUAUAUAAUAAACAAGAUAGGAUGGACUUCUUUCAAAGGCAAAGAAUAAACUUUCAAACACUUCCAGGGCAGAUGGUGUCCCAGUUGUACAAGGAAUGUAGCCAAACAGAAAAGGAUUACACGUUCAUAGAUCAAGUGCCAGGAUUAAGGGAGCAUAAGGAAGUUUUAGAGGCAUGGCCAUUUUUACGUCAUCAAUGGGAAAGAAGGCACUUAAAUGGCAAACUUAAUUGGAUAUCACUAUCAAGCCAAUUGGCAAGUCAGGGUCUGCCGACAUUAUUGAAUAUAUAUUUUGCUGAAAAAACUAUAUACAUAACACCAAUAGAUAAUAUACCCUGCCCCACAACACAAGAGUUUCAGUUGAGCUUAGUCGAGGAUUUGGAGAGUAGACAUCAUCAUGUGGGUCAGGUAAUAGGGAAUGAAAUGCGCAUUCUCUGCCGCGGCAUGAGGGGUGAAUUGCCAAUGAUAAGGAGUCAAUUGAGAACCUUUGAACAGAGUGACAAAGAUAACAAUGAUCUCCAUUUGGAUGACAAUAUGAUGGCAUAUUUUGAGAAUUUCUUUAGCCAUUUACGAUUUACCCCGAGGGAGUUGCAGAGGGCCAAAAAGUUGCCAUUGGAUGCGACAAAAAUCGCACAAGCCUGGCUGGUAUUAAAGCAAACAGAACCCAGAAUCGUCUUAAAUUAUAUAAUAUGGCAGGUUAAACAGAAAUUUAAAGAAAUUCAAGAAAAUUGCCAUGAUGUGACAACUGAAUUUGAGAGACUUCUCUUUACCGAAUACUGGCAAUGGCAUAUUUUUGAGCCCUACAUUAAGAGAGAUGUGGCCCUGGCCUCAUAUCAUUUGCAUACAACCAAAUUCUAUCAGAAACGUCGUUCUCAACUUUCACGGCGUGACUGGUUGGGUUAUCUCUGGCCAAAGUCAAUGGAAAAACAGGAAUUACAAGUGGCUAAAAUUCUGCAAACUUAUGCCCAAUCAUAUUUGAAUAUUAGCCAAAUCAAAAUUCACUUUCAAGAGGUUAAAUUUGUGGAGAACUCAUUUUUCUACAAUCUACUGCAACUUCGGCAGUCGAAACUACGAUUCAGUUUCUAUUCACCGUAUCUCGAUGAGGAGGAUCCUCAAAUGCCAGCCUAUUUUUUGCGACAUUUCAUGCAUUUCGUCAUAUUGUCCCUAUAUCGGCCUACAUAUCAUUACUAUGCCACACAAGGCUUGAGCUUGUGGCUACAAUCUCGUCUACUCGAGGAUACAGAUGGUUAUUAUUCGGCCCUGGAUUGUCUGGAGCAACAAUCUCAACAACAUUCAGAUGACUUGUAUCGUCAAUUAAGUCCCAAAGAAGUUCAGAAUAUCUUCAAUUUUUAUCGUGGUUUUGUAUACUCCCUGAGGGAUUAUCAAUUUUGGUUGCAGGGCGAACGUUUUGCCUUUGCCGAGAAUUUCAUUCUACAAUAUUUCAAUUUAAAUACGGAGAAAAUAAUGUUCUAUGCAGUGGUCCAACAAUUCUGUGGACGUCAAGAUGAUAGAUUUUCAACGCAAUUGAAUCGUGUUUAUAUGAAUAUACCAGAAUUUCAAUAUGCAUUCAAUUGUGAUUCAAAACAAACUAUGAGUCCCAGUACAAAAUGUAUGAUUAAUCAAUGUGAAAUAAAUGAAAUUAAAAAAAAAUGAUUAUACCAAAA